AUCUUCGGAGCAUGACUCAGCUGAUGAGUGGCAUUAAGGCUGUAGCUAAUGCAUCUUUGACUGCAUGCUUGAAACGUAUGGGGGAGUAUCUCAGCGCGAUACUCUGGCAUACUUUUCAAGGAUGCAGCUGGGAGAUGAAUUACGGAGUGCGCUAAUGGCAGCAGAGGAGGAAUCGAGGCAUCGAUAAAAAGUUGAGUCUUCUCAGUAGUUCUACCCAGCGUAGUGAAGGUUCGCAGCGCCCGAGUGAACUCAUGAUAAUAGGCAAGGAGGACACGACCGGCGUAGACAUGACAGUAGACGCUCCACCUGCGGAAGCGGAAGGAAACCCUGACCCUAAGCUAGACCGGUCUGUCGAACCACUAUUGCUGGUCAACGGAGAUGGUUCUGUUGUACCACAAGAACUUGGUGAUGAGCUAGGG
Molecule: messenger RNA, 419 nt
Organism: Amoebophrya sp. A25
Lineage: Eukaryota; Dinophyceae; Syndiniales; Amoebophryaceae
Source: the annotation of a GenBank genome assembly